GUCUCGCGACAGCUUUGAGCCACCCGAAGUCUAAAAUUAUCUGCUUUGUGUAAAAAACGCAGUAAUGCCCCGCUGUGUGAUGCCGUCACAAAGAGGGCGGUAUGCCGUCACCAACCGUAUGUCAACCGGCAGCGGAUACCGGUUGCAGUUGGAACUGAGCGAAUCUUGGUCCGAGCUUCAAAAUGAGUCGAAGCGGCUUACACUAGACGUGACGCGGUUCGCGUACGACACUGCCCGUCUGCGGAUCUUCGACCCGUCCAAGAAGGAGUUCGAGCCACCAGUGCCUGAACCCACUCCCGAACAGCAGACCAGCAUGGUGCAGUACACAGCCACACUGAAAAGCAGCGGCUCCUUGGUCAUCGAGCCAACUGGAGGAUCGAAGGCAUUAUUCGCGGUGCACUUGGAGUCAAUGAUCUACGCGGACAACGUCAAGCAACUGGCCAUCGGUCUGCGUUCCGCGCAGUUUUACUACGGACUGCGGGGACCGAAAGACACCCCGUUCAUACACGCCGGCCGCUGGUCGAAGCACACUUUCUACCAGCCCGAGGACACCGAUGACUACAACGACAAAGGAAAUGCGGGAGUCUUCAAAGGCCUGCACCCUUUCUUCUUGAUUGUGACUGAAGACCCAAACUGGACACUUGGCCUUUUCGUUCUUACCGGACACAACAUAGAACUGACGCUCAGUCCCAAAAGGAUCGCAACCUUCCGGACCACGGGCGGCCUGCUCGACGUGUUCUUCUUCUUCGGCUCCGAUCCGAUGUCGGUGCUCAGGCGGUACCUGCGCCUGGUGGGCUUUCCGUCACUACCGUCGUUCAAGCUUCUGGCGCGUGGCAUCAGCCGCCCUAGUGUGCGCACUCUCGUCGGAGAGAGGCGAAACGCUCAGAUGUUUCAACGUCCCCGGUGCCCCAGUGAUGGUAACGCAAGCGCCCGUACGCUCACCACGAGCAGGCACUCCGGCCUCUGGAAUGCCUACGCAACGCUGCUGGCAAAAGUAACUUACAGGUCCAUUGCCAAGGCACUAGCUGAGACAGCUCAGCUUCUGGUUCAAAGUACGUUCCCUGGCGCAGGACGCUGGGGUGGCUACUGGAACACUAAGCGAGGCCCGCUCAAAAGAACACUGCAAGACAUGCUGCUGCACAACAUGAUGGGCAUACCGGUCUACGGCGCGGAUGUCUGCGACCUGAACAAGGCCGUCGAUGCGAAUACUUCCGCUGCGUGCAGCCGGUUGGCCUCCUUAGCCGCCUACUUCCCGCUGCAUCGUCGCGUGGAAGGGGAGAGCGACAAUUUCGACAACAAGGUUUCCGGGUGACCGUAAAACCCACGCCUUCCCAACGCAGUUUAUGUACGGACCCCAUCUAUUAAUUACUCCAGCAACAAAGUUUUACGGAUCCACAAAACUCGUGGAAGCCUAUCUGCCCAGGGGCGUUUGGUAUGAGCCGUACCGAGGUCGCCGAAUCGAAAGCUUCGGCCAAGUCUUCUUCGUGCCAGAACCGGAGCCCUUCGUGGUGCCUUUCUUUGCUCGAGCUGGCAGUAUUGUCCCUGUAGCGGAGACAGGGGGAAUCCAGCUCUUGGUAUUCUUGGACAUGUACGAACGGGCUGCUGGCGACUUGUUCCAUAUGCCAAAUUCAACACAUG
Molecule: messenger RNA, 1638 nt
Organism: Dermacentor andersoni
Lineage: Eukaryota; Metazoa; Arthropoda; Arachnida; Ixodida; Ixodidae
Product: lysosomal alpha-glucosidase-like
Biological process (GO): carbohydrate metabolic process
Molecular function (GO): carbohydrate binding; alpha-1,4-glucosidase activity
Source: RefSeq, a predicted model, not a curated record